GAGGUUAUGUUUCAUUGCUUACGACGUGUAGUGUUACCUUUCUUUCUCAAGUGAUAUCGGAUCAAGAUUUUAUGAAAUAACUGCAUGAAAUAUUUUCUUUUCUUUGAUUAUUUUGUGUUUUUAUUAAACUUUACCGAAGUGAUUUACGAUGGCAAACUGGGAAGAAAAGAAAUCUCUCAUCAUACGUAACCUGCAAGAAGUAUUGGGUGAAGAUAAACUCACAGAGAUUUUAAAGCAGAGAGAUCUCAAAAUAUACUGGGGUACCGCAACUACAGGCCGACCUCAUGUGGCAUACUUUGUACCUAUGUCUAAGAUUGCAGACUUUUUGAAAGCCGGUUGUGAGGUAACAAUCCUUUUUGCUGAUUUACAUGCAUAUUUAGAUAAUAUGAAGGCUCCUUGGGAACUACUGGCACUUAGAACUCAAUACUAUGAAGCUGCUAUAAAAGCUAUGUUGCAAUCUAUUGGUGUUCCAUUAGAGAAACUUAAGUUUGUGAGAGGUACUGAAUAUCAGCUUAGUAAGGAAUAUACCUUAGAUGUUUAUAGGCUGUCUUCAGUUAUUACAGAGCAUGAUGCUAAAAAAGCUGGUGCUGAAGUUGUGAAACAAGUAGAUCAUCCAUUGUUAAGUGGAUUACUUUAUCCUGGAUUACAAGCAUUAGAUGAAGAAUACCUUAAAGUUGAUGCUCAGUUUGGUGGUGUAGAUCAAAGAAAAAUAUUUACAAUGUCUGAAAAAUACCUUCCUCAACUUGGAUAUGCUAAGCGAGUGCAUUUAAUGAAUCCCAUGGUUCCGGGUUUGACUGGAGCUAAAAUGUCUUCCUCAGAAGAGGACAGCAAAAUUGAUUUAUUAGAUAAUCCAGCUAAUGUCAAAAAGAAACUGAAAAGAGCAUUCUGUGAACCUGGCAAUAUCACAGAUAAUGGUGUUUUAUCAUUUACCAAGCAUGUUAUUUUCCCAUUAAUGAAACCAGGAGAAUCAUUUAAGAUUAUAAGAGCACCAGAACAUGGUGGUGACAUAGAAUUUACUAAUUUUGAUGUUUUAGAGGCUGCAUUUGCUAAGCAAGAGAUUCAUCCUGGAGACUUGAAAUUAUCUGUAGAGCUGUGUAUAAACAAACUUCUAGCUCCCAUUCAGGAGAUAUUUAAAGAUUCUAAACUACAAGAAUUGACUAAGAAAGCAUACCCAUCUUUGGCUAAAAUAAAAGGUAAUGCCAAUACAACAAGUGAUGAAAUUACACCUGUGAAGUUGGACAUUAGAGUUGGAAAAGUUGUGGAAGUAGCAAGGCACCCUGAUGCUGAUGCUUUGUAUGUAGAAAAAAUUGAUUUAGGUGAAGAACAACCCAGGACUGUUGUUUCAGGCUUAGUGAAUUUUGUACCUAUAGAAGAGAUGCAAAAUAGAGACGUUGUUGUACUUUGUAAUUUAAAACCAGCAAAAAUGCGAGGUGUGGAGUCCAAAGGUAUGGUCCUGUGUGCCUCAGUUGUUGAGCCUAAGCAAGUUGAGCCUCUGUUACCACCAGAUGGCAGUAAACCAGGAGAUAGGAUUGUUGUGGAAGGGUAUGAAUCUGGAGAGCCAGAUGAUGUUCUAAACCCCAAAAAGAAGAUCUGGGAGAAAUUGCAAGUUGACUUAAAAACAAACGACAAUCUUGUUGCUGUAUGGCAAGGAAAUAAAUUGAUAAGCAAAGUCAAUGGCAAUUCAGUUUCCACCAAGUCCAUGAAAAAUGCUCCUAUAAAAUAAGUAUAAAGUAAUUCAAUAAUCUUUAUAUUAUAAGUAAUUUAUGAUGACUAAUAAACAGGACUGCAUUAUCAUAAAAGCUUUUAACAAAGAUUCAAGUUUAAUUUCUAUAAAUUUUAAGAUCUUCUAAAGAUUAUUUGAGCUAUCAACACUGUUACAAUACAUAAAAAAAUAUAUGUAGAUACACAUUUUGAAUAC
Molecule: messenger RNA, 1918 nt
Organism: Diatraea saccharalis (sugarcane borer)
Lineage: Eukaryota; Metazoa; Arthropoda; Insecta; Lepidoptera; Crambidae
Source: the annotation of a GenBank genome assembly